UGGACCAUUUUGAGUGAAAAACAAAACAUCGUGGGUGGAGUGGGAUCAGUCAGAGCGACUCAGAUCUAAUCUAACGCUUCAGACCUGCCGGGGAGGAUCGGACCAGUCUGAUCUAUCGCUACAAAUCUGCAGGACUUUGUUCGUAGGCUCUUCUUUGGCACGAUGCUGUGCGCCGCCGCCGCGGAGAGGAACAAGGAGCCGAUCCUGGCGGUGCUCCGGGACGCCGUGAACCCGGGGAGACCCCUGCAGGCUCUGGAGAUCUCCUCCGGGACCGGACAGCAUGUCACCCACUUCGCCCAGGCCCUGCGGAACAUCAUGUGGCAGCCCUCCGAGUACGACCGCCAGUCCCUGGCCAGUAUAGAAGCGUACAGAGCUCACUACCAGCUCCACAAUGUGAUGCCUGCCAUCCACCUGGAUGCUUCUCUGCCCCAUCAGUACUGGGGAGGGAUUCAGCCCGAGAGCCUCGACCUGGUGCUCAACAUCAACAUGAUUCAUAUUUCUCCUUUGGCAUGUACAGAGGGUUUAUUCAAAGGAGCCGGAGCGGUGCUGAAGCCACAAGGUCUCCUAUUGACAUACGGGCCGUAUGCAGUGAACGGCCAGAUCACUCCUCAGAGUAACAUUGAGUUUGACUACAGUCUACGGCAGAGGAAUCCAGAAUGGGGUCUGAGGGAUAUCUCGCUCCUUCACACUUUGGCACAGAGAAGUGGUUUAUAUCUGGAAAAGAUGGUGGACAUGCCUGCAAACAACAAAUGCCUUCUGUUCAGAAAGGAGAGUUUGGUGUGACUCGUCUUCACGUCAGUUUUCUGGACUCGGAGGGGUCGAAGCGCCUUAACUUAACACUUGACGCUCGGAUACAUUGCCAAAUUCUCCAGACCUGUAAAUGAACGGUGUUUCCCCCAUAUGGUGUUCCACCCAUCCGUUAGACGCACUCUCAUCUAUGGCACAAUGUAUUCUUCUGUAUUGCACAUUUGAGUGAAAUUAUUAAAGCUCACAGAUAAGUUGCCUACGUAUUAAAUCUACCUGACAGCCCCCCCCCCCCAUUCAUUUUCUAUUUUUUAGCUGUAAAAAGUAACGUAGAAGAAGUGCUUUUAGAGGAAAUACACAAUACAUUAGAUUGAAAAACUUCAAUGAAAAAUAACAAUUCCUAUGUAUACAUCAAAUAAAGCCAAAACAUGUAAAAUUAGAGGUAAAGUAGACUUUUUUUUUUUUGCGUCACAAGCUGAAAAAUCCAGACUAUUAUAUGUUUUAAUAAUCAUAUUUAAACUUCUUGAUGAAAAUGGCCUCACAACACAUCUGGAAUGGAGUACGGGCGUGUUGGACUGAAUACUUCAUGUGAUACUUAUAACUUACUGAAUGUGAUUUUCAUGAUAUUGUGUUUUGAUCUUAAGAGGAAUUAAACCGUUUCCUUCUCA
Molecule: messenger RNA, 1412 nt
Organism: Salarias fasciatus (jewelled blenny)
Lineage: Eukaryota; Metazoa; Chordata; Actinopteri; Blenniiformes; Blenniidae
Gene: mettl26
Product: methyltransferase like 26
Exons: 6
Coding region: 163-783 (206 amino acids)
Source: RefSeq, a predicted model, not a curated record